GCAGCAUCAUUUCUGCGGACGCGCUUUUAAAAUAUUAUUAGAUUCUUUUCAAAGGCAAUCUGAACAGACGUUUUGUGGAACAUAUAAUUAGAGGCAAAUAUAUGUGACUGAUUUAAUUUGAGUGAUUCUUUCUGUUCUUCAGGAUGUCCACGAUGAAGGUGGUUAUUCGAUGGAUGCCCUAUUUCUUUGUACUUUGGAACACGGUAUGGUGUGUGACGCGCUAUUCUAUACCAGAGGAGAUGGAGCGCGGGUCAAUCGUUGCGAAUCUGGCCGCUGAUUUGGGACUGGAUAUUAGUGGACUAGCACAGCGAGAGGUAAAACUUGAUAUUUUCCAUAGCACCAAAUAUCUUGACGUUAAUAAAAAGACUGGCGAGCUAACUGUUGUUGAAAAGAUCGACAGGGAAUCGUUGUGUACUACAAAGACCACGACGUGCUUUCUAAAGUUAGACUUAAUAAUUGAAAGCCCACUGCGAAUAUUUAAUAUUGAAUUGGGCAUCACAGACAUCAACGACAAUGCUCCUCAUUUUCGACGAGACAAAAUUGAACUGGAUGUCUCAGAGUCCGCAUCAGCGGGGGAAAGAUUCUCUUUACCCAACGCCUUUGACCCGGACGUUGGUGCUAAUACCGUUAAGACCUAUACACUAAGUGAAAGCGAUCAUUUCAAUGUUGACAUACAUUCUGGAAGUGAUGGAACGAAAUAUGUCGAUUUGGUUCUAAUGAAGGAACUAGACAGGGAGGAAAAAGCCGUUCAUAAUCUCAUACUUACUGCCAUUGAUGGCGGAGUCCCUGCGCGCACUGGCACAGCUAGUAUUAUUGUGCGCGUUCAGGACACAAAUGACAACGCCCCUCAAUUCGAACAAGCAGUUUAUUAUCUAAACAUAAGUGAGAAUUCUCCUGCUGGAACUCUCGUUAUUAAAUUAAACGCCACGGAUGCUGAUGAGGGCUCGAACGCGGAACUUACAUAUUCAUUUACGCUUUAUACUUCCGAGAAAACGCAGGAGAUGUUUUCUUUGAAUCCAAACAGUGGCGAAAUAGCAGCUAAGGGCCCCAUUGAUUAUGAAGAUAUGAAAAUAUUUGAAAUGUUUGUUGAGGCUAAAGACAACAGCCCCAUUCCAUUAGCAGGACAAUGCAGAGUGACGGUGUAUGUCAAGGAUAUGAAUGAUCACUAUCCUGAAAUAGCAAUAAAAUCACUUAGAAAUGCCGUGGAGGAAAACAUCCCAGUUGGCUCUGUUAUUGCUCUGGUGGCUGUUAGUGACAGAGACACGGGGGAUAACGGUAAAGUGAACCUAAAAAUGAACAUGCUGUUACCGUUUUUUUUAAACAAAUCAUCGGAUUCUCUUUACGAAUUAUUAGUGUCCAAACCUUUAGAUCGUGAAAUGGUCCCAGAAUACGAGAUAACGUUGGUUGUGACUGAUAGGGGCAAUCCUCCAUUAUCUGAUAAUGAAACUAUAACGGUUCAUUUACUGGAUGUCAAUGAUAACGUGCCACGGUUUCCACAAACGUUCUACACGAUACCUGUCAUGGAGAAUAACGCACCUGGAGCUUUACUGAUUUCUUUAACGGCUAUAGACCCAGAUCUCCAUGAAAAUCAAUAUCUAGUAUAUUUUAUAAUAGAGAAGGAAAUAUUGAACACCUCUAUAUCCAUGCUGUUCUCUAUUAAUCCAGAGAACGGUAAUCUUUACGCGCUAAAGACGUUUGAUUAUGAGAUAGAGAAGGAGUUUCUUUUUCACAUCGAGGCCCGAGACUCUGGUGUUCCUCCACUCAGCAGUAACGUGACUGUUCACAUUAUUAUCAUGGAUCAGAAUGACAACACGCCCGUUGUAGUGUCUCCAUGGCGCGCGCACGGCUCUGUAGUUGAGGAAAAGAUCCCGAGAUCCACCGAUAAAGGAACUCUGAUAGCCAAAGUAAUUGCGAUAGACUCUGAUUCAGUUCACAACUCACGAAUUACGUACCAGUUUCUACAGAACACCGACGCAACAUUAUUCAGCUUGGAUCAGUACAACGGAGAGAUUCGGACCAUGAGAAUGUUCAGUUACAGAGACUCACGUCACCAGCGGCUGGUGGUGAUCGCCAAAGACAACGGAGAGCCCGCGCUCUCUGCUACAGUGACCAUCAAACUGUCCACGGUGGAGACCGCUCUUAAAACCUAUGCUGACAUGACUGAGGUGCCUUUAGAAUAUGACAUCUUCACAGAUUUAAACCUUUAUCUGGUGAUCGGACUGGGCUCGGUAUCAUUUCUGUUACUCAUCACUAUAUUGGUCACCAUCGUUCUCAAGUGUCAAAAACCAAAGCCCAGCAAAAUGGCUCCUCCCAGCAGGAACAGUGUAAUCAGUGAGAGGAACUCUACCAUCGCGGAUUCCACUCUGGUCUCCAACGAUGCAUACUGGUACAGUUUAUUUCUAGCGGAGACGAGAAAAGGGAAGCUGGUGGUGAGACAGCCUGUGCCAAAGGGCUCGAGAUACAUUGUGUCCAGUAUACCGAGAAGCACUGGACUCAGUGAGACCUGCGACUCUGCUGCAUCUACUCUACAGUACUCAAAAUGAACGAGGUCCCUUCUCACGCUGGAGGCAUCCACAACCACCAGUAGCAGUUCGACCUGAGGACCCGUAUCAGCCUUCCCGUCUGCCCACCUGCACCAUCCAACCGAGAUGAAAAUGACCCUCGAUGACUUGCAUCUUCUUCCCAGUGUUUGGAGAGUUUGGCAGUAUUGCCCUCGCUUUCAAUUCCUUUGCCCAAGAAGCUCAUGGCUGGAGGAAUAACACUUUUUUGCCUGUGGAUACAAAGAAACCAUCGUACCUGAUCGACCAGAAUUGGACUUGGAUGGGGCCUGUAAGCAUACACACACAUGGGUAAAAUAGGAGACAUCAAUAAUUACUACUAACCCAAACCCUAAAGGUGGACGUUUUUGCUUUUACAACACACAUAUAUAUCCCACAAAUACAAACAGAACAGUUCCUUACUUAAUCAAAGAAUCUGUAAAAUCAGAAUGCUUGUGUUCGCAUGAUACUGCUCAACUUCAGAUUAUUCUUAAAUUUAUUGACACUUAGAGAGAAUUGGAGUUCAGUGAAAUGAACAUUAAGUGAAAUUACCCAAGCACAAAGCGGACAAUGACAGUUUCAAGUGAGUUUGGACUUGAAAAGCAUUUUUCCCUGUAUAAAGCAGUUCUUAUGUGUGUUAGCUUGGAUCAAGUAUUAUUCAGUAUAUACUUAAUAGGUCACAGCAAUCAGCUUGUGGUGCUGUUUAAAUGCUCUGCUCUUGUCUGUAGUGUUGUAAUAACGUCUGUGGUGCUACUUGUGUCAGUAUUUCUUUUGAAUUUAAAGAAUGAUGCCCUUACACGGAGAACUGUUAUGAGCUCUUCUGUUAUGAUUUGCCUCCAUCAUCACAUUUUGACCCACUGCUUCCAUUGUUUUGUCAGCUGACAUUUAGGAAUUCAGCUUGAUGAUGUCAUAGUGUCAUGAGUGGCCAUUUUUUCAUACUCUUCUGCCUGAACGUAUUUAAUUUUUGUACAUUCAUGAGGGUGCUUCUCAUCAUUGACAUUUGUAAAAAAAAAAAGCACUCUUUUGAAUGAUGAUAACAUAAAGGACGAAAAUUGCUGUUCAGUUUAACAAACAGCCAAAGUUAUUUUUCAGCCUUCACUAAAUACUAAAGAAGCCAAACGUGUUCAAGCCUGAACCUGUCAAGGUGUGUUUGCAAAUUCUAUUCUCGAAAUGACUUUAUCUUGGUUCACUAUUUGAAAAGGCCUGAAGUUUAAUUCACAUGUCCUGUAGUGAAUCCAUCUGAAAGCUUUUACUUUCCAGGCAGAUUUAAUUCUGAUGCGUGUAAUGUGGUUUUGUUGAAGGUUUAUGGUGCUGGGUGAUUUUGCUUUUAAAGCGGGACGAUUUCAAUAGUUUUCAUCUGAUAUUAGGGAAUGUGAUAGUUAAAUUAAAAAAAGGUAUAGUAUAUACAAAAAUGUUCAAAAAGUACAUUGCAUUUAGCAGUGAAACUGUUUUUUAUUUUCUUAGUCUGGUGUUAACCAUUGUACUGAUUUGAUCUGCUGCUUCAAAUACGUUUUUUUUACAGUGGUGCAAUAAAUGGAUAUAAAUGUUUUCUUUUGUCAUGAACAUUAUGAUAUUGUUAUUUUACUACCUUUCUAAAAUGUCAUUUUUGGAAAAUAAUAAUCAUCAUCAUCACUGCUUUCUGAGGGUUUGACGACUUUCUCAGGCAGCACAGAUCAGCAAAUCGUAAGGUCGACUUCUCAUGGAGUCAAUGCAGAGACUGGCCUGUUUGUUUCCCAUGAUAGACAAUUCUUUAACUAGAUGACAAUUGUUGGUUUACUUAAAUUAGAUGUCUUUAUAUUUACAGUUGUUGAAUAUAACGUGUGACCUAAGAAUAUAACAGCUGUAAGAGCAUUGGCUAAUGUUGUCGGUUCCACAGUGUUGUGAAACACCAGUCAGGGAGAGAGAGAGAGGGAGAGAGAGAUGGAUUGCUGCUGGAGUGUUUUUUUUUUUUUACUGCAUGUGAGAGAGCAUGAGGGAGGGCCAACUGCUCACUGUUAAAAGUAGGUCACUGUCACUGCUAGGAUUCAUUUACCCAAAACCCUCAUUUUCUAAUAUCAAAAUGGACUAAAUAUAGUGAUAUGGUCUACAGCCGUUACAGUUUGCUCUAUGAACUGUCACAUGCUUUAAUUCCCUUCUGUCCAAUGAAGUGGAUUUCAUAAUUUUAAUUAGUUGUGAGUUCUGAGAAGGCGCUUUCCUCUUUUCCAUUAUUACAAUGCACAUAAUCCCUAAAUUAAUAAAUUGUACUCUCUUAAGCAGAUAAAUUGCUUUUCCACCGCUGAAUACAUCUGAUAUGCCUGUGUGAAACUUGCCAAACUCUCUGUGCUCAUCAUUACCUGCUGAUAUUUGUGCUGCAUUGUUAACAAUGGAAUAAACCUCAAGUGUGCGAUUUCUCAUUCUCCAUGUGAUGAGAUGUGAUAUGUUUUUGGUACAUGUGAGCAACAAUCAGUCUGUAGAUUGAGCACAGUGGAGUAAACACUAAAACAAUUGUUUGUUCAGUAUAUUCUUGCUUUUUAUGGAUAUAGAAGGACCAUAUCUGAGACAAAUACACUUACUUUGCAUGAUUUUCAGCUGUGUCUGUGGGUGAGCGUGAUUCUGUCUGGGUGGGUGAGGGUAAUGAUGAGGUCAUCUCUGCAUAUGAUGUGAACCAUCUCUGCAUAUGAUCUGCAUAUGAUGUGAACCAAAUACAAUCAGAUUCAUGUUAUGGUUAUUCAGUGUCGUUUCUUAUGAUCCUUUUCACUUAAACAACAUUCAACCACAUUAACCAGAGAGUAAUUCAUGCACAUGUCAUCUGUACAAUCUGGAAAAUAAUAAAGCAUUAAAUAUUGUACUGACUGGA
This is a messenger RNA of Triplophysa dalaica, 5373 nucleotides long. Its product is annotated as protocadherin alpha-C2-like. The record is from RefSeq and is a predicted model, not a curated record. Gene Ontology annotation, molecular function: calcium ion binding. The transcript is spliced from 3 exons. Lineage: Eukaryota; Metazoa; Chordata; Actinopteri; Cypriniformes; Nemacheilidae. Gene Ontology annotation, biological process: homophilic cell-cell adhesion. Gene Ontology annotation, cellular component: plasma membrane. The coding region runs from base 144 to 2543 and encodes 799 amino acids.